CGUCGAUUGGUCGCCUUGAGCGCGAGCGACUCGGCCGUCGAUUGGUCGCCCUGCUCUGCCAUGGCGGACACGGAGCGGGUUGGUUUCGUGGUCGCGACCGAGGAGGUGGAUGCUGUAACAGGCAAUGCGUCAAGAGAACAUUUAGUUGAUAUAGCCGUCAAAUUCCUGAAAAAUCCACGAGUGGCUGGAAGUCCUCCAAAGAUACAGAGGGCGUUCCUACGCAAGAAAGGUCUGACAGACGUGGAGAUAGAGGAUGUGUUUCUGCGGGCUGGGGUGCAUGGAGGAACCAGCCUCACUCAUGCGCAACAUUUGGCCCAGUCUCCUGCAGGACCACCAGCAUCACGGCACUCUUGGCGCUGGAGGGACGUGGGCGCUCUGUCAGCUGUCAUUGCGGCUAUCGGCUUCGGCAUCAACCGGCUGUACAAGUGGCUGGCGGCUGUUCGUGCUGCAGAAGCCCAGCGUCUCACUGAUGUGGAAUCCACUGUCUCUGCAAUGGCCGCUUCACUCACCCACGCUGUGACACAACUACAGACAAGUGUCGCAGGGACCCACGAGCUGUUGUCACGUCAACAAAAACAGUUGGAGCGGCUGACAGAUGACACCGCUGUAUCCAAGGCCAGUGGUCCAUUGCUUUCAGAUCUUCGAACAGAAAUAGCCUCCAUUAAAGGUCUCAUGCUGGGAAGAAAGCAGUUCCCGUGUCCCCCGAAUCCAGCAGCCAUUCUGCCGAGCUGGCAGCUGGCAUUGAAGCCAUCUACUUCGACUGGAACAACAAUUUCUUCAACAAUGAUAUCUCAGGACGUCAACGCGGCAACAAAUAAAGAGCAACAACUGCAGCCAAGGGACAACACCGACAAUCUUACUGGAAGCAGUGAAAAUGUCAGCAGCAGCGAUAUUUCACCAAUAAGUCAUGAAUCAGCAUCACCAGGUCUUGAUUCCGAAGUCCACAUCCUGAAGGCAGAGGGUAAAGUUAAUUCUGUUUAAAGUUUCACACAAAACGGUGAAGUGGGUGAUGGCUUCAUCUAUCAGCAUCAGGACAAGGACGAAGAUGUCGUCACUCAAGUUUGUGUUCUCACGAAGGUGGAAGCUCAAGGAGAAAAUGAGGUGGACUGAGCAAUGAUAAAUUUGGUAUCGACUCAUUUUCACUGAUCCACAUUUUAAAUUUUCGGGCAAAAUUAUGUACAAACAUAUGCUACUGUAUUCACUCAUACUUUCAGACAGAUAUGUUAUUUUUAUUCUUUACAAUGGUUAAUUUAAUUAACGUGUCGGUUUUCACAGCCAAAGUAAUCAUUCAUGAUAUGUUUCUGUGUUUGUCCACAAUGAUGAUCUGGCCAAAUUUGUGCUUUUUAAAAGCCUCUACUAUCCGACACACCCAAAGCACUUGUCAUGGGGUGUACAAGAGUUUUACACGCCAAUUGUUUCACCGCACUGGUGAAUUUAAUUAAAAUUCUCACAACCAAAUUUAGCAAAAGAUGUUCUCAUUGAAAUCGAAGUAAUUUUUAAAUGAAUGGAAGGAACUAAACUAAAAUUAGACAACAUGAAAAUAUUAAGUUAAAGUUGAGAAAAUCUAAAAUGUAAUCCGAAGCUCAACCUCAAUCGGAAGUACUGAAAGUAAUUUCUCACCUUGUCAUGAGUUUUAUUUUAGUAUGGAUCACGAAGCUGAACACUUCCCAUGAGAACAAUUAAUCGCAUUUAUAUAAUUUCACAAUUACUUGUAAAAUGAAUUCAACAAAUAAACAUAAAUCUAAAAAAUG
This is a messenger RNA of Lethenteron reissneri (Far Eastern brook lamprey), 1751 nucleotides long. RefSeq names its product peroxisomal biogenesis factor 14 (gene PEX14). The record is from RefSeq and is a predicted model, not a curated record. Gene Ontology annotation, cellular component: peroxisomal membrane; peroxisomal importomer complex. Gene Ontology annotation, biological process: protein import into peroxisome matrix, docking. Gene Ontology annotation, molecular function: signaling receptor binding. NCBI's taxonomy places the organism in Eukaryota, Metazoa, Chordata, Hyperoartia, Petromyzontiformes, Petromyzontidae.